Messenger RNA from Diospyros lotus (date-plum), 927 nucleotides. RefSeq names its product RING-H2 finger protein ATL40-like. NCBI's taxonomy places the organism in Eukaryota, Viridiplantae, Streptophyta, Magnoliopsida, Ericales, Ebenaceae. Bases 72 to 716 code for a protein of 214 amino acids. The record is from RefSeq and is a predicted model, not a curated record. The transcript has a single exon.
UCUUCAGUUCCGCCCCUAAUUUGCAAAGACAAGACAAGCCAAGCCAAGCAAAGCAAAGCCACUCUCUAGACAUGGACGACGACCACCACGACGGCGGCCAGGCAUUGAUCUCGCCAGAUAAAAGUCACCACGAUCUCAACACCAAGAUCAUGCUCACCGCCAUCAUCUCUCUCUCCUUUCUGGUUGUUCUCGUCACCGCCCUCCACAUAUACGCUAGAUGCAUCAUUCGUCGCCAGUCACGCCGCCGUGCCGACGCCGUGCGGCGACUGGGGCUCCCAGUGCUUUCCCAGCCUCCCCCCGCCGAGCCGCCCAAGCCGGGGCUUGACCCCUUGGCCAUCGCUUCUCUGCCCAUAUUCGUCUUCAAGCAAGCCGGGGAAUCCAGGGUCGACGAAUGCGCCGUUUGCUUGAGCUUCCUCGAAGAUGGCGAAAUGGCAAGGCUUCUUCCCAGCUGCAGCCACGCUUUCCACGCGGAGUGCAUCGACAGGUGGCUCGCCUCACACCCGACCUGCCCAAUUUGCCGGACGGAAGCCGAGUCCCCCGCACCUUCGGCGGACCCUUCGGGCGGCGCUGGCCCCACAGCGCCGCCGCUGGAACACGUUAACUCGCGAUUGAGCUCCUUCAGGAGGAUGCUUAGCCGGGAAAGAUCGUCCCGGAGAACUCAGUCAUGCGGAGAAGGGGAGGGUGGGCACAAUGAUAUUGAGAGCCCAUCAUCUUGAUGAGUUUGAGAUCUCGAGUUCCAGUCUACAGAAGAUCAGUACAUGAAUGUUCAGAUGAGUUCUUAUUUCUUCAUAGAUCUAUGUGUGGUUUGCAUUUGUAAUGUUUGUUGUUUCGAAUUUUUUGAGUUCAUAUCAUUCUUCUUUGAACAAAUCACCCGAAAUAUAUGAUAUUGACAAGAAACAAACAAUUUCACUAUAAAAAAUUAAAACA